UUGAAACUCCGAAUCAGUAAAACACUGCGUCGCAAAAUGAUUUCAAAGCGCUCCAGUCGGAUCGCGAAUCAUUCGAUUCAGAACGGGACUUCAAAGCGUGUAUCGCGAAUCGUUUGAUUCAAAACGGGACUUCAGAGCGCCUAUCACGAAUCAUUUUUUUUAGAUCGGAACUUAGGAGCGGGUUCGCGGGAUGUUCUUAUCACCACCGGGGAUAAAAAAGAUUCAGCAGAGGCAGGGAUGCAUAGACCAGAGUGGGAGAAAUAGAACGGGACAAGUUGUCCCUUUCUCAGCGUGAGAAAUACAAGAGUUGAACAGCGCAGAUUGCGUAACGACGUAUUUGGCGGUCAUUAUCAGAUAAGUAGCCUACGUUUGACUCAUCUGCAGCUUCUUAUAGCUAACCUGAACUAAUUAAUGGAUCGUUUAAAGUUGGUUCUGCAAUAUUUCCAGUCGAAUUCUGAGUCUAUCUCCAACGGUAUCUGUAUAAUAUUGUCACUGAUAAGCGUCAAGUUGUAUACAAGUUUUGAUUUCAAUUGCCCCUGUUUACCGCAAUACAACAAGAUGUACGCACUGGGGGUCAUGUUCGUACCUCCGAUUAUAUUAUUCUGUUUGGGAGUGUUAGUCAAUCGUCAUACAGGAGUGCUGAUGGAAGAGUGGGUCAGACCCAUGGGCAAGAGGACAAAAAAUCCAGCAGUGGUAAAAUUUUUACUGUCAUCGAUGUUGCAACGGGCACUUCUAGCCCCCAUGGUCUGGAUUCUGAUGACGCUCUUGGAUGGAAAAUGUUUCAUCUGUGCUUUUAGUAUGAAUGUAGACCCUAAAUAUUUUACAGGAAUACCAAACAGCACUGGGCUAGAACUAAUCAAGAUCAUGGCUAAGGUGCCUUGCAAAGAAGAUGUCAUCUUCAAAAACACCAGUUUUCGGAAAGCCGUCUCACGCUAUGUGCGUUGUUACUCUCAGGCAAUAGGCUGGUCAAUCCUCCUCUUCUUCAUUUUUCUGGGCGCUGUGGGUCGUGUCCUGAAGCCUUGCUUCAAUCACGCAACGUUUCUCCAGACACGCUACUGGAGCAAUUACCUGGACAUCGAGCAGAAGCUCUUCGAUGAGACCUGUGUCCUUCAUGCCAGAGAUUUUGCCAGAAAAUGCGUGGUGCAGUUCUUUGAGAGUAUGCGAGAAGACGUGACUGUGAGAAUGCCCCUCUCAAAUGCACUCAGACUCAGCACAAUCCAUAAUGAAUAUGGAGAGGAAGAAGAGGAGCGUCUGCAUGGCAUAACCAGACAAGAUCAGGUGGAUCAUUUGCUGCAAACCUGGUAUGAGUGCAAACCAGAGCUGGACGUGACAAAGAUGGCCUAUAAGCCCAAAGUAUGCAUCACUUGGGAAGAUCACAAUGGAAAGGCAUUAUUCUCUGAAGUGUAAAACUGAGAAGAAGAAAAACAGAUUUUACUUCUUAACUAAGAAUUAAUGUCAGAAACUGACAUGUUAAUGAAAUAUUAAUAAAGAGAAUGAAAAAUGUUGAUGCUAGAAUUGUAAUAAUUUGAGAACUAAUUGACUAAUGUUAAUUUAGAAGCAAAGCUUAAAAGGCUUUCAUGCAGGUGCAUUGGAUAUAUAUAUAUAUAUUGGAUAUACUCUAUGUAAUUUCUGUUUUUAAGUUGCAGUGGGCCCUUCAGGCCCCAAUAGGAUUCUAAUGCAAAGAUUCAAAGAAUGUUUCUUCUGUAUAUUUAGUAUGAAUCAAAACCGUCAGAUUAAUGUCAAUUCAGAAAGCAUUGUUUUAACCUUCCUCAAGCGCUUGCAUGGUGCAUUUG
This is a messenger RNA of Labeo rohita (rohu), 1793 nucleotides long. It is a transcript of the gene calhm3, whose product is annotated as calcium homeostasis modulator 3. The coding region runs from base 412 to 1407 and encodes 331 amino acids. The transcript is spliced from 4 exons. Gene Ontology annotation, molecular function: monoatomic cation channel activity. Lineage: Eukaryota; Metazoa; Chordata; Actinopteri; Cypriniformes; Cyprinidae. The record is from RefSeq and is a predicted model, not a curated record.